ACCACCCAGAACCUUUAGUUGUCCUCGGGUCCUUGUCAGAUUGCCCGCAUAGGUAACCAGCUCCGUCUUCUUAUAAACACACCGGUUACGGAUGCACUAAUAGCGCACUGAGCUCCACCGUGACUUCCCCCGAAGCCCGGGCUCCCUUCCCACCCACACGGCCCCCGAUCACGGCGUUGCCACCUUGGGAAGCCCAGCCCUUUCGUGUCUCGGGGCACGGUGGACACUCGAAGAGCGUGCGUGUGCCUGGGAGGCGGGCGACCCUGAGGACACCGUGGAUCAAAGCCCUGCGGUGAGACCACUCCCUCCCUCCGCGCCCGGCCGAGGUUAACUGCUGCGUCCGUCCCCAUGACGAGUGCUCCUGAUUGUGACAUCAUACCCACCCCUUGGCCAUGAAACUUGUCACUAGGAAGAAAGACUCAGCCGGAGAAUAGCCCACAAGAUGGGGUACUUGGAGCAUCUCCUGAGUAGCACUGAGUGGAGGCAUCCAGGGGUCGGAACCUUGUAAACAGGGAGCCUGCCCCCACCACCUAGACGGACCUGGGUUUCAGUGAUGAGACAUGGGGUAUGAUGUAACACGUUUCCAGGGGGAUGUUGACGAGGACCUUAUCUGCCCCAUCUGCAGUGGAGUCUUGGAGGAGCCGGUGCAGGCUCCUCACUGUGAGCAUGCUUUCUGCAACGCCUGCAUCACCCAAUGGUUCUCUCAGCAGCAGACGUGUCCGGUAGACCGCAGCGUUGUCACGGUCGCCCACCUGCGCCCGGUGCCUCGGAUCAUGCGGAACAUGCUGUCCAAGCUGCAGAUCGCAUGUGACAACGCCGUGUUUGGCUGCAGUGCCGUCGUCCGGCUUGACAACCUCAUGUCCCACCUCAGCGACUGCGAGCACAAUCCGAAGCGGCCCGUGACCUGCGAACAGGGCUGUGGCCUGGAGAUGCCCAAAGAUGAGCUGCCAAAUCACAACUGCAUUAAGCACCUGCGCUCCGUGGUGCAGCAGCAGCAGACUCGAAUCGCAGAACUGGAGAAGACGUCCGCCGAACACAAGCACCAGCUGGCCGAACAGAAGCGAGACAUCCAGCUGCUGAAGGCGUAUAUGCGUGCAAUCCGCAGCGUCAACCCCAACCUUCAGAACCUGGAGGAGACGAUCGAGUACAACGAGAUCCUCGAGUGGGUGAACUCCUUACAGCCAGCAAGAGUGACCCGCUGGGGAGGGAUGAUCUCCACCCCUGAUGCUGUGCUCCAGGCUGUCAUCAAGCGCUCCCUGGUGGAGAGCGGCUGCCCGGCCUCUAUUGUCAACGAGCUGAUUGAAAAUGCCCACGAACGCAGCUGGCCCCAGGGUCUGGCCACACUAGAGACCAGACAGAUGAACCGGCGCUACUAUGAGAACUACGUGGCCAAGCGCAUCCCUGGCAAGCAGGCUGUUGUGGUGAUGGCCUGCGAGAACCAGCACAUGGGCGAUGACAUGGUGCAGGAGCCAGGGCUCGUCAUGAUCUUUGCACACGGUGUGGAGGAGAUCUGAGAGCGCACAAUGGCUGUUAGGAGGAGGUAGACUUGGAAAACCCCAUUGCUCCAGCCGCCGAGCCCUGAGUGUCCCACUGUCCCUGUGCCACGGGUAGUUGAGCCACACACACUCCCUGCUCUGGUGGCACAAAGGACCUGGGGCACUUUGCUCAGCCUUCCAGCAGGUGAACCCAGUUCCUGCCUUUGGCCAUAUUCCUUCCCUACCAUGUCUGUGAAGGGGGUGGAGAAACCCCACCUCUGUAUUCCCCUGCCUGAGAUCCCCGGUUCCCAAUAUUUUCAGAAAGCACAAAGAAAUUUGUUUUCCCCAGAGGAUCAGGGUGGAGUGAGGAAUCUCUAAUUGUCCCUCUCUUCCAAAACCAGGGAAUCGGAGCAGGCAGGCUUGCUGACUCCACGCAGACAGCCAGCAGAAGCGCUAAGGGUGGUGCCCACAACCUCUUAGUGACCAGCGAGGUCAGGCCUGGUCAUCACUGACAGCUCUUGGGGAAGAUUGGACCUCUGUGCCAAGCACACCCCGCUGCAGCCCGCCCGGGAGGUGCAGGCCUUGCUGGGUGUGCGGGGUGGACACUGAGGUGCCCGUUUGGACUUUCCUACACUUUUUCAUAAUUAGGGCAGGGCUGGGUGCGGUGAGACUAAGCCGGGCUUCGUACACUCAGCAGGAAGCUGCUGUCUGGCUCUGCUGACUAGGACAGGCACGGCCUCGUGUGGCGUGUCCGGGGGACCUGCAUAGGCCCCUCUCCAGCCCUGUGAUUGUAGUUAGUUUGAUUUCCUUCAGCAUUGUUGGUUCAUAUUGCGCGAGUCACAGACCCCUGCUGUUACCCAAUUUUGUUUUCAUAGGAUGGCCUGGUUAUGGUUUUCCUACUCUCCAGCCUGGCCACACUGUUGGCGAUUUAAUUUAUUUACUUUUUUUUUUUUUUAAAGAAAGGAAAAAAGAAAAAAAAUCAAAACUUAAAACCUUUCUUCUGCUGUUCCUAUUGUGGGGAUUCUGGGUAGGGUGGGGCUGGGUAGGAUCUGUUUUCUGUUUGCUUUUCAGCAGUCUUUGCUCUGAUACCUGCUCCGACCUUCCCCUCCAUCACCCCAUCUGAGACAGGAACUUCGGCUGUGGCGGGCCAGCACCAGUGCCCUGCCCCGUGAAGAAGUUUGCUGCCGCCCUCUCGGUCUCCUCCUGAAACCCUAGAAUUGGCAUAUGCAUUUUGAAGGCAACUCUUCUCAUGUUUCCUGAGGAAACUUCUGUUUAUCUGGGCUCUAACCUUCAAAUGGGAUACAAAUUAGAUACGUCUCCAAAAACAGGCUGAAUACACUGCCUAACCCAAGUCCAUCUGAGGACUUGGGGUCCAUCAGGGCUCUCUGGGUCACUGCUGGACCCCUGUGGUGACUGGUGGAGUCAGCGAGGAGUGGUGGCUGUGAUUGAUGGCUUGGGAAGCACAGGCUGGGUGGGUUGGUGCGUCAGGGCUUCCCUCACUGUAUACCAGCUUCUCUUGGGGAGUUUCAUUCCGGGCCGGCUGUUGGUCUAGGUAGUUGAGGACCAUGAGGGAAAGUUGGAUGUUCCAGCUCCAGGGCACUGUGCUCAGGAAUUUGAAAAGGCUGCUAUAUUUUGUCAGUUACUGCAUUUCCUCACUCCUCUGCCCACACUGUCCCUUCCUUCCUCUCCGGUGAGUGAGGAGGCAGAGCGUCCGGCGUCUGCUCCGGUGUCUCUGCCGUUCUCUGGUUGUACUGUCUGUGCUGUCCUGGUGUUCAUGCACUAAUAAAUCUGUCACUCAACUCUAAAUCCUCAA
Messenger RNA from Peromyscus leucopus (white-footed mouse), 3288 nucleotides. RefSeq names its product ring finger protein 41 (gene Rnf41). The transcript is spliced from 8 exons. Gene Ontology annotation, biological process: protein K63-linked ubiquitination; tumor necrosis factor-mediated signaling pathway; positive regulation of JNK cascade. Bases 561 to 1514 code for a protein of 317 amino acids. Gene Ontology annotation, molecular function: zinc ion binding; ubiquitin protein ligase activity. The record is from RefSeq and is a predicted model, not a curated record. Gene Ontology annotation, cellular component: plasma membrane signaling receptor complex. Lineage: Eukaryota; Metazoa; Chordata; Mammalia; Rodentia; Cricetidae.